AUGUCAAAAGAAAAAUAUUUAAUUGUCUCUUUCGCGGGGGACAAUUACAACGUGUGGGAGUUCCGAUUGAAAAGUAUCCUGCGGGAUAAUGGAGCAAUAGAGGCGAUCGAAAAGGAGGAUUUCAGUAAAUCUACGGAUAACAAGCAAUUGGAAGCUAAGGCUCAGGCUAUCAUAAUAGCGGCAACCGCCGAUAGUCACCUUGAAUACCUAAAGGACAGAUCUGCUUAUCAAAUGAUUAAAAGUAUGGAAGACAGCUUUAAGGAGAAAGGUACACGAUCUAAAUUAUUUAUAAGAAGAGAGUUAUCUGAUAUGAAAUUCGACGAACGGAAACCUUUAAUGGAACAUUUUAUUGACUUGGAAAAACUAUUUGCACAACUCGGGGAUGCUGGCAGUGAACUCUCGGAGGAAGAAAAAGUAAACUAUUUACUCUUAUCCAUGCCGAAAUCUUAUGAAGGCAUUAUCACGGCUUUGGAAACUGUGGAAGAAUUGAAACUGGACUUCGUGAAAAACAGACUGCUUGGGGAAGAGGAAAAACGGAACAGAGGAGUGACCAAAUCCGUUGAGUCUUCAAUCUUCUCGUGUUAUGGAUGUGGACGCCCCGGACACAAAAAAUUCCAAUGGAGGAGCACUCAACAGGCACGACUCAAGACUGGUGACUGGAGUCUUCAAGGCCGAGGAUGUAGCAACUGGAAGUACAACGGAGGCCGAGACGAUAGUAAGGCAAAUCAUCGUCAGACCCAGGGGAGAGGUAGAGGAAAGUCAUUUCUAACAGGCACUGAAAAUACUGAAGAUUCUGGCAAAUGGGGAUUCUAG
Molecule: messenger RNA, 813 nt
Organism: Danaus chrysippus (African queen)
Lineage: Eukaryota; Metazoa; Arthropoda; Insecta; Lepidoptera; Nymphalidae
Source: the annotation of a GenBank genome assembly